UAUGGGUAGGCCAGGUACAGGAAGGGGAGGAGGAACUUCAGCUCGUCCUCCUGGAACCGCCUCUAGACUAGCUACAGGAAUGGCACCUGGAACUUCUCGUGGUAGCGUUCCAGCAGGAGGGGGUCUUGCUCUUAAUUCUCAACUAAAAGUUACGGACAGACCAAUGACAAAACAAGGUCUAAGUGGAAUGAAAACAUCUGCUGGAGCUCGACUGAAUCAACGACUGGUUAAGGAUAGAACAUAUUUCUUAGGUCUUUUGAGAACAAAGAUCCAAGAGCUAUCAGCAGAGACCCUUAACCUUCAGAGAGAAGCUGAAAAAACAUCCGAGAAUCAAGCAUCGUAUGUCACUUAUGAAAAGAGAGCUGAAAGUUUAGCAGCUGAAAUUAAACAGUUUCAAAGAGAAUUGGGAGAUUACAACACUUUAGUCGAUAAAUUAAAUACUGAUGAGUCAAUUAAUGAUAUUCAAAUGGAUUAUGAAGAUCUACAAAUUGCCAAUAAUCGUGAAGCAAAAGUUUUGGAUUCUUUAUUUGAACAGAAACAAAAAAAACAAGAGCAACUUUCUGGGUUACAACUUGAAUUACAACAAGAGAAAUCUAUGGCAGAACAGAUGGUAGCAGAUAUGCCCGCAGAGAUGAAAAAGAAAUAUAUGAAAGCAAAGGAAGUAAAUGAACAUAUGAACAAACAACUAAAUAUUGAUCAGAAAGAGGUUGAUCAAUUAACAUUGAAACGAAAAGAACUAGAUGAGGAAUUAGCUGCCUCACCUGUUAAACAAGAAGCCGUAAAAUUAUAUGAACAACUUCACGAGCUUGAAGAAAAGCGAGAUCACUUAAUAUCAGAGGCUAACAAUACCCUCUCACCUCAGGAGGAAAGAGAGAAAUUACUUCUUAAGGUGAAAGAGGAUAAUCAGGAGAUAGCGUCAAUGGAUAGGCAAAAGGCGGAAAUAAAAGAUCGUCUAGCAAAUAUACAUACAGAAUUGCAGCAAAUAGAUAUGGAUUUAGAAGAUAGCCAGGGAGAGAAGAAUCAAAAGUACAAAGAGCUAAAGAAAAGAGAAGAAACUAUGGACGAAUUUCUCAAUACAUUUGAAGAUGCUAAAAAACAAGAAAUUGAAAAAACUGGCACUGUUGAGAGCACGAUUGUUCAAUUGCUAAAUUCAAUUUCAGGCGACUUGCAAGCAUAUGCUCAUCUUCCAAGUGCCAAUGAAUUUGGAGCCAUGAAGAGUGAUCUCGAUUUGAAACAAGGAGAAAUGGAAAAAUCAAAAACAACAGCUGAUAAUUUAAUGCAAGUAAGUCAAAGUUUGCAAACUGAUUUGGAAAAUGUUGAAACGCUGGAGAGAAAGGUUACAAGCGAACUGGUAUCUUUAAAAGAGAGAAUUUCAUCUAUGGCAGAUGAAUUAAUUACAUUCAAGGAUUUAGAUCGUCUUAAACGAGAAGCGGAAGAAAGAAAAGAUAAACUACAAGAGGAUAAAAUAAGUUUACACAAAAGACGGGAAGCACUGAAAAUACUGUUGACAUCAGUAUCACAACAAUAUGACAUGUCUAAAUCGGCUAUGAAUGAAAAUGAAACUCAUAUGCAAUUAAUAAAUUUGGAAAGAAAAUGGCAGCACUUAGAACAAAACAAUUUCGUUAUGAAAGAGUUUAUUGCGAGCAAAUCGAGUGAAACUGACGCUAGACCUAUUCUACGUAGAGUAAACGGUAUGAUGAAGAAUUAUAAUAAUCACUUGCUGGAAAGUCUCGGAGGGAAAAGUCAAGGAAUGUAA
Molecule: messenger RNA, 1756 nt
Organism: Dimorphilus gyrociliatus
Lineage: Eukaryota; Metazoa; Annelida; Polychaeta; Dinophilidae
Source: the annotation of a GenBank genome assembly